Molecule: messenger RNA, 3777 nt
Organism: Closterium sp. Naga37s-1
Lineage: Eukaryota; Viridiplantae; Streptophyta; Zygnematophyceae; Desmidiales; Closteriaceae
Source: the annotation of a GenBank genome assembly
AUGGCGACUGCUCGCAUCGCCGUGCUGACGGCGGUGUUUUCGCGGAAGCUGAGCGCGCAGGUGGACAAGGCGGUGCCGUGCGACGUGCGCGACGCGCGGCUCGUCGACGCGCGCGUCCAUGAGCAGGCAGCGCCGGACGACGCUGCCGCGUGCGCAUCGCGAGCGCUGCACGUGAGCUCCAAAUCGGUGGCUCACCCUCGCGUGGUUCUGCCGCGGCCGUCGUCGUCCCUUGCGGCGGUCUGCAAGACGGACUCUCGCGCCAUAGUGGCCACUCUUGGAACUCCCGCCGCCGGCGGCAUGCGCGAGGCGCACCACUCCUUGCCGGCGAAUGGAGCCGCUCACUUACCUCCCCCCAACGGCGUCGCGCCUCUCUCGCACGAUUCAAGCGGCGCGUCGAGCAGGUUAGAUCAGCGGGCGCGGUGGACGAAGCGGAAGAGCCGGCAGACGCCGCGGCAGGCGGCGUGGACGGCGGAGCAGGUGCGCGAGAGGGAGCGGCGGAUCGUGGAGGAGGUGGCGCGCGUGCCGGAGGGGCGGAGCGUGGCGGCCGUGCUGGACGCGUGGGCGGGGCGCGCGACGCGCGUGGAGAUGUCGAGCGUCGUGAAGGAGCUCGGCGCGCAGCGCAAGGCGCGGCGGUCGCUGGAGGUGUUCGAGUGGAUGGACGCGCAGCGCGGGCGGAUGCGGCCCAACGGGCACACGUACACGCUCAUGCUCGGCAUCCUCGGCAGGACCCUUGACGCGUGUACGCGCAUGGCGUAUCGUCAUCACUCGUCUCCCCCCGCCCGCCCACGCACUCCUUCCCUUUCCUCCUCUCCCGCACUUCCCCCCACCCGCUUUCCCCUUGGGCGCGUGCGGGGCGGCAGGGCGGGCAUGGUGGAGGAGGCGGAGGUGCUGUUCGCGCGGUUCCGCGCGGCGGCGUUCCGCGACAAGGUGCACGGCUUCAACGCCAUGCUGCACGCCUGGCUCUCGCACGGCCACCCGCAACGCGCCUGGACGCUCUUCCACCUCAUGCAGCAGCAGCAGCAGCAACAGCAGCAGCAGCAGCAGCAACAAGAAUUGGCCGCCAAUGGCGGUGCCAGCGCGUCCGUCCCCACCGCCGGUCCCCUCGACUCCUCACCCCGCAAGCUCCCCACCCACGUCGCGUCAGAUGCGUCCCCGCCUCCCGUCCCUCCCACUUCCCACUCGUCCUCUGCCCCAUCCGCCGCCCGCGCCACCCCCGACCACUCGUCGCAGCCGUCGCAAGCGCCUGCUGCGCGCAGCGACGGCCGCGGCGACUGCGACGGCGAUGGGCCCGGUGUGGCGAGCUGGGGUCCGCCGCCGGCGCCGGACGCGGUGACGUACAACACGAUGCUGAGCGCGGGGCUGGCGGGCGCUGGCACGGCGGGUAGGGGGAGGGCCAAGGGGCGGGGGAGAGGCAAAGGCGCAGGCAGCAGGGGGGGAGGGGCCAGCAGCGGCGGAAGCGUCAGCAGCGGCGGUCGGCAGGCGCUGGCGCUGUACGGCGAGAUGAAGGCGAGCGGCGUGCGCCCCACGGCGCGCACGUUCAACAUCCUCGUCGCGCUGCUCGGCCACCACGGGCUCGUCGCCCAGGUGAGCCUCGUCGCCCAGGUGAGCCUCGUCGCCCAGGUGAGCCUCGUCGCCCAGGUGAGCCUCGUCGCCCAGGUGAGCCUCGUCGCCCAGGUGAGCCUCGUCGCCCAGGUGAGCCUCGUCGCCCAGGUGAGCCUCGUCGCCCAGGUGAGCCUCGUCGCCCAGGUGAGCCUCGUCGCCCAGGUGAGCCUCGUCGCCCAGGUGAGCCUCGUCGCCCAGGUGAGCCUCGUCGCGCAGGUGAGCCUCGUCGCCCAGGUGAGCCUCGUCGCCCAGGUGAGCCUCGUCGCCCAGGUGAGCCUCGUCGCCCAGGUGAGCCUCGUCGCGCAGGUGAGCCUCGUCGCCCAGGUGAGCCUCGUCGCGCAGGUGAGCCUCGUCGCCCAGGUGAGCCUCGUCGCGCAGGUGAGCCUCGUCGCCCAGGUGAGCCUCGUCGCCCAGGUGAGCCUCGUCGCCCAGGUGAGCCUCGUCGCCCAGGUGAGCCUCGUCGCGCAGGUGAGCCUCGUCGCCCAGGUGAGCCUCGUCGCCCAGGUGAGCCUCGUCGCCCAGGUGAGCCUCGUCGCCCAGGUGAGCCUCGUCGCCCAGGUGAGCCUCGUCGCCCAGGUGAGCCUCGUCGCCCAGGUGAGCCUCGUCGCCCAGGUGAGCCUCGUCGCCCAGCUGAGCCUCGUCGCCCAGGUGAGCCUCGUCGGCCAGGUGAGCCUCGUCGCCCAGGUGAGCCUCGUCGCCCAGGUGAGCCUCGUCGCCCAGGUGAGCCUCGUCGCGCAGGUGAGCCUCGUCGCCCAGGUGAGCCUCGUCGCCCAGGUGAGCCUCGUCGCCCAGGUGAGCCUCGUCGCCCAGGUGAGCCUCGUCGCGCAGGUGAGCCUCGUCGCCCAGGUGAGCCUCGUCGCGCAGGUGAGCCUCGUCGCCCAGGUGAGCCUCGUCGCGCAGGUGAGCCUCGUUGCCCAGGUGAGCCUCGUCGCCCAGGUGAGCCUCGUCGCCCAGGUGAGCCUCGUCGCCCAGGUGAGCCUCGUCGCGCAGGUGAGCCUCGUCGCCCAGGUGAGCCUCGUCGCCCAGGUGAGCCUCGUCGCCCAGGUGAGCCUCGUCGCCCAGGUGAGCCUCGUCGCCCAGGUGAGCCUCGUCGCCCAGCUGAGCCUCGUCGCCCAGGUGAGCCUCGUCGGCCAGGUGAGCCUCGUCGCCCAGGUGAGCCUCGUCGCCCAGGUGAGCCUCGUCGCCCAGGUGAGCCUCGUCGCCCAGGUGAGCCUCGUCGCCCAGGUGAGCCUCGUCGCGCAGGUGAGCCUCGUCGCCCAGGCGGAGGGGGUGGUGGCGGAGAUGAGGAGGGAGGGGGUGGAGGCGGAUGCGCACACAGUGAGCGCGGUGAUGACCAUGUACACGCGCGCGGACCGCCCUGACGACGCCAUCCGGGUAUGCAGACGCCAUGCCAUGCCCAGCACUCACACCGCACCUGCUCACUCCCCACGCUGCUCAUUCACAACCCACGACGCCACUCACACCAGCCGCGCCCACACCCCACGAGCCAUCCGGACGUACGAGAGGGCGGGGGCAGCGGGGGUGCGGCCCUCACAGGCCAUGUUCACGGCGCUCAUGGCGGCCCUCACAGCCGCCGGCCGCCCUGCAGACGCCGCCGCCGCCUUUGACGCCAUGCUGCAGGCGGGCCUCACUGCUGACGUGGCGGCGUGCGGGGCGCUGCUGAGGGCGCUGGCGGAGGCGGGGGAGGCGGAGCAGGCGGAGGAGGAGCUGCAGGCGAUGCAGGUGCGGCACGGCGUGCAGCCCAACGCCAUCGCGUACUCUGCUGUCGUCAUGGCCUACGGCAGGCAGGGCAUGUGGGAGGAGGCGGCACGGGUGUUUGAGGGGAUGCUGAGUGCGGGGUGUGAGGCGGACCUGCAGGCGUUCAACAUCCUCAUGGCGGCCUACGGGCUGCAGGGCCUCUCCCUGCCCGCCGCGCAGCUCUUCCGGCGCCUGCAGGCGCACGGGCUGCGCCCCGACGCCGUCACGUACAACACGCUCAUCCACGCCCUCUCCAAGGCCGGCCUGCCCGGCGCGGCCCUGCGUGCGCUGGAGCACAUGCGGCAGGGCGGGUGCGAGCCCGACCACGUGACGCGCUGCCUGGUGGCGCGCAUCCUGCACGAGGCCGGCCGCCACACCGACGCCGAACACAUGCUGCGCCCGCCCCCCCCACCCCUUGCUGUGCCCUCACAGCGGUAG